AUGUAUAAAACUGGAAGCAGGAGGCAAGAAUUGCUCUGGGUGGUGCUGGUCUGCUACAGAGUUCAGACAAACUCUCUAGGAUUCUACAGAAAUAUAUUUCUCUCUCCUUUAUCUGUGUUUCAGAUCACUUUCUAUGAAGGCAAGAACUUCCAAGGAUGCCGCUAUGAGUCUGAUAGGGAUUGUUUGGAUUUCCACACUGACUUGAGCCGCUGCAAUUCCAUCCGUGUAGAAAACGGUGCCUGGGUUGUUUACGAGCAGCCAAACUUUGCAGGAAACAUGUAUGUUUUGACUCAUGGAGAAUAUCCUGAGUAUCAUUCCUGGAUGGGCCUGAAUGACAGAGUCAGCUCCUGCAAAUCCAUUCAGUUGACCAGUGGAGACAAAUACCAGAUUCAACUCUUUGAGAAGGGUGACUUUAGUGGUCAAAUGCAUGAAUCCAAAGAGGAUUGCCCUUCUGUGAUGGAGAAGUUUCACUUGCCAGAAAUCCAUUCUUGCAAAGUUGUGGAUGGGGCAUGGGUUUUCUAUGAACAUGCCAACUUCCAUGGCAAACAGUAUUUCCUGGAGAGAGGCGAAUACAGUAAACCCAUGGAGUGGGGGGCUGCAACCCCACUGGUCCAGUCCUUCCGCCAUAUUGGAGAAUAAUAAGUUGCAUGGAGUCUGAAGCUGAUGUGAUAGAGACUUGAUGCCAUAUUUGUGGGCUUCAUGCUGCCUGUCAUUAUUUGUGGUAUAUGUGUCCCUUUGAGUGAUCCUUUAAAGGAGAUGACUAAUCU
Molecule: messenger RNA, 767 nt
Organism: Python bivittatus (Burmese python)
Lineage: Eukaryota; Metazoa; Chordata; Lepidosauria; Squamata; Pythonidae
Source: RefSeq, a predicted model, not a curated record